Molecule: messenger RNA, 827 nt
Organism: Strongylocentrotus purpuratus (purple sea urchin)
Lineage: Eukaryota; Metazoa; Echinodermata; Echinoidea; Camarodonta; Strongylocentrotidae
Product: peptidase inhibitor 16-like
Exons: 5
Coding region: 1-582 (193 amino acids)
Source: RefSeq, a predicted model, not a curated record
AUGAUUCCCGCAAUGAGCCUCGUACUUGUGUUGGCAGCCCCCUUUGGAGAGAUGGCUUAUGGACUCACCCCAGAGGAGAAAUCAACUAUCCUGACUCGACAUAACAAGUACCGUAGUAAUGUAAAUCCACCUGCUGCAAAUAUGGUACCUCUGCAAUGGGGCAACAAGCUUGCAACGUUGGCGCAGACGUGGGCUGACCAAUGCACCUUCGGCUACAACAACCCGUCUACAGAAAGAUGGGACGUGGUAGGCCAGAACAUCGCCAAAGGGUUCGGCAGCAGUCUCAUUUCUUUGAUGAAUUCGUGGAAUAGUCAGAAGGCUAAUUAUAACCUCGACACCAACAUGUGUUUAGCUGCCGGCGGAUCCUGUAACGAUUACAUUCAGCUGAUUUGGGCUGCAACCUCUUUCGUUGGAUGUGGCAAGGCUCAAUGUGGGUCAAAGACACACCUCGUCUGUAACUACGGACCCGGACCUAACAUGUUGUCAGGUCGCCCAUACCAAUCAGGUACACCCUGUUCUAUGUGUCCUGCCAGGGGAGGAAAUACAUAUAGUUGCGAGGAUAAUCUCUGCACCUUGAACUAAUGGCUUGGCAAGGCUGACAUGACAACGAGAUUGGACUGAACUAUACCCAACUACAACACGUCCAAAGUACCUGAUUGCAACUUUGAGUUUUACUUCUACGGUUCUACCCAUCAUUAUUUCGGGGUAAUGCGCUAAACCGCCACACGUACCGCGGCAGGUUCAUUUUUUUCGUGUAAAAUCUGCUGGUUGUGAUUUACUUCAUUUAAGAUAUAUAGAGGCCUUCUUUUUAUUUUUAUUUUGAAGUC